Mesocricetus auratus (golden hamster) is the source of this 2021-nucleotide messenger RNA. RefSeq names its product FA complementation group E (gene Fance). The record is from RefSeq and is a predicted model, not a curated record. The transcript has 11 exons. NCBI's taxonomy places the organism in Eukaryota, Metazoa, Chordata, Mammalia, Rodentia, Cricetidae. Gene Ontology annotation, cellular component: Fanconi anaemia nuclear complex. Bases 1 to 1695 code for a protein of 564 amino acids. Gene Ontology annotation, biological process: interstrand cross-link repair.
AUGACCAUCAACCACACCAGGAUGGUCUUCCCGGGAGCGCGGGAACAUCCGCUAGCGCUCAGCUCUCGGCCCUCGUGCGUUCCAGCCGUCGCCCCGCGUCGCCUCGCGCUGGAGCGGUCGGUGUCGGACACCGUGGCCCCGGCCGGGGCGGAGCCCUGGGCGACCCUGGAAGCCCCCGCCCGCCUCCUGUUGCAGGCACUGCAGGCGGGGCCCGAGGGCGCGGGGCGCGGGCUGGGGGUUCUGCGUGCGCUGGGCCGCCGCGCGGAGCACUUCCCUUGGGGCGGCUUCCUCGAGGCGCUGGGCCGCGCUGAGCCCGAGGUGCGGGGCCCCGACGGCCGCCUAGAGCUGACCCCACUGUUGCUACGGCUGCCUGGAGUGUGCCGGAAGAACCUGAUGUCCCUGCUGAUGUCUGUUCGACCCUCGCUACCUGAAAGCGGCCUCCAUUCCGUACUGCAGCUUGCCCGGCGAGAUACAGCGUCUACGCCUGAUGCCUGGCUCCAUGCCCUCUGGGAGCUGCUAAGAAGGGAUGUGGGGACGGGAGUCUCUGCGGAAGGAGCCUCUCCACUGUCCACCAGCUGUCAGGCACAGCUCCGACACCUGUGUGGGCAGCUGGGCCCGGGGGGUCGGGGGUUGAAAUUGACUCUGGCUCUAGACCCUGACCAGGAGGACCAGCACUCCUCACAGCUGUGUGGGAGCCGCAGGAAGGAGCCAGAGGAAGACCCUGCCAGCCCUGAGUCAGAGAGACCCCCUAAGAGGUUCCGGGGUUUGGAGGAGGAGGAGGGUAAGGACCAGGAAGAGAAACCCAAACUGGAGUCGGCACAGUCCCCAUCGGACGCAGGAGGCGUGUCACCUGAUCCAAAGCAGACUCCUGAGCCUGGCCCGGGUGUGGAGGAGGCCAAGGGUCCGGCUCAGAGUGUGGAGUUGCCCCAAGUUGUCCAGGACCAGGUGCCCCGGCUGCAGCAGCUGCUGAAGGCCUUCCAGGAGGGUCUGGAGGGGAUGGAGCCUGAGCCUCCAGUGGACCUGAAGUUUCUCCACGAAUGUAGUCCCAGCCAGAUGGAGUUGCUAUGCAGCCGGCUCCCUCUGCCCCAGCUCCCUGAUGGAGGCCUCCUGCAGCUCUGCAGCUGCCUGCUGAGUCUCGUGCCAGCCCUCAGCAUUGGCAGCGCCUGUGUGUUAGCCAGGAGCCUCUUUCUUGACCGGAUCCUCUCCCUGCCGUCCUCCGCCUCCAGGCUGCUCAGAGUUGCCCUCAGCUCCUUCUGUGUGAAGUACACCUACCCCGUCUGCAAGGCCAUCCUCGUUCCCCUUCUCCAGGACCCAGGCGUGGGUCCCAUGCAGACCGAGGUGCUGUGCUCCCUCAUAAAGGAUGAGGCCCUGGAGCCAGACAUGCAGGUCCUGAUUCUGGGGCAGGUCCUGGAGCUAGCCUGGAGGGAGGAGACGUUCCUGGUGUUGCAGGCGCUCCUGGAGCAGCAGGUGGAGAUGACCCCUGAGGUGUUUAGUGUCUUGGUGCAGAGGCUCUGCAGAGAGGGGCCGGCAGCCACCACCUCCAUCGCCUACGCCAAGCUGAUGCUGACAGUGAUGACCAAGUGCCAGGCCAGUAUCACAGAGCAGCAGAGCCUGGACCUGGCUGUAGCCCUGGAGCCCAACGCCACCUUCCUGAAGAAGUCCCUGCAGGCAGCGCUGAGACGUCUGGCCCACUGACCACCCACAAAGACGUGACUCCCUGACCCCUUGCCUGGGAACACACUGAGUACAGCCAGCUCAGGAGUCAGCUGCCUCUUGCCCAAUACUCCUGGCUGUUCAGAGGCCAUCUUGACCUCAGAGAGGAGGUCCUAGGCCACUCUGGCUGCCAUUCCUGAUCACAGUAAAGGCACCUUGAGGACCAGUGGUCCAUGGGCAGUCUACCGGGAGAGCCGGGGUUCCGGUGUACUCGGGGUGACUUGUGCUCAGGGGUUGUGAACCUCCUUUUUUUUGGUUUCUGAACUGAAUGAUUUUGCAAUAGUUUUUAAUAAAAAGAAAAAAGUUCA